Habropoda laboriosa is the source of this 1147-nucleotide messenger RNA. RefSeq lists its product as uncharacterized. The transcript has 5 exons. The record is from RefSeq and is a predicted model, not a curated record. The coding region runs from base 1 to 1017 and encodes 338 amino acids. NCBI's taxonomy places the organism in Eukaryota, Metazoa, Arthropoda, Insecta, Hymenoptera, Apidae.
AUGGUAAAUUUAGAAGUAUACAAAAAAAAAUUAGAAAAGAUUCAUCAGUAUGCUCGCGAAAAUGGUAUUUCCGAAACUGAAGUCGAUAAAUCUUUACAAAAUUGUUUUCAUAUUCUUGAAAAGAAAGAAAAAAAAUGUUCUAUCUUCUUUUGUGUAAAAAACAUGAUUAUAAUUUUAUUCACAAUAGUUAUGUGCUUUAUAUUUUUUGAUCACAAAUUUGUAACAGUUACACUAUUGAGGAAUUUGCAGAAUUCCAUUUAUCCAGGGUUAAAAUUAGUUAGAAAAAUAGCUGUACCAAUAAUUCAACAUUAUCCUUCUUUAUCUGAAUUGUAUGAUGAAUGGUGUAUAUUGGAAAAUCCAUAUUUUUAUGUGAACGAUAUGGAUUGUUGGCCCUGCAAUGUUGUACAUUUUAUUCCUGACUUAACUAAUCAUCAUAUAUGUAGAUCAUUUAAUCCUGGAAUUCCUUAUACAAAAACAGAAAAUAUUUCAGAAGUUCAUAUGGAAAAUGUACAACAAUUAUUGUGGGAACAUUCAGAAAUAUUUGAAAAAGAUGCUAUGAAUGUAUUUUCUAAUAAUUUAACUUAUAGAAAUAUUCGAGAUAUUAUGGAAAAUAAAACAGGUUUAAAUCCUUCAAAUAAUUUAAAUAACCAUAUUACAUGGAGAAUUAAUCGUAUGGCAGCAGGAAGGUGUUUAAGAAAAUUAUUUCCAAAACCUAUAGACAUACCAAAUUGGUGGGAACAAAGUAUAGAAAAAUUUAUUUUUUUUGAUGAACCAAAAUCUCCACCUUACCGUUUACCAAAUCCAGAAUGCAGUAAUGUAGUGAUAAGGUGUACAAGUGGUUCGAGAUUAAUAAAAAUGAUAUCAAGUCCAGAAUGUAUUGCAUCUUGUAAAUCUUUCACAAUAUUAUUGUCUGUUGGAAAAACAUUGUGGUACAAUUGGUGGUAUUGGCGACCCAUCAGCCUUCCAGCUUUAAAUUCAACUAGUAUUACUAUUAGCUAUAUGACUUCUUUUUGCUAAAUUAUGUCUUUAAAUAAUUAAGUUACUUGUACAUAAGUAUGUAGAAUUUCAUUCCACUAAUAUAGUUAUAUUACUUGUUAUUUCAUUCCUUUUAAUUUAAAUCAUUUUUUUACUGUUUGAUUCUGUUCAA